Molecule: messenger RNA, 2194 nt
Organism: Osmerus eperlanus (European smelt)
Lineage: Eukaryota; Metazoa; Chordata; Actinopteri; Osmeriformes; Osmeridae
Gene: thap1
Product: THAP domain containing, apoptosis associated protein 1
Exons: 3
Coding region: 143-847 (234 amino acids)
Source: RefSeq, a predicted model, not a curated record
GCCAUAGCAGAAUUUGGAAGGAAGGGACCUCGCCAAGAAGGACAAUUAGUUAGCUAGCUAGCUAGCUAUACUGAGAACGUGAAAACAAGAAGGGACACGCCACUAAAGUUGUCAAUUUUGUCAGCGACUCGCGAUUGUAGCAAUGGUCCAGUCCUGCUCUGCAUAUGGGUGUAAAAAUAGAUAUCACAAAGAUAAAAACAUUUCAUUUCACAAGUUUCCUCUAGCUCGACCAGACGUCUGUGGAAAAUGGAUUGCAGCAAUGAGAAGAAACAACUUCAAACCGACAAAAUACAGCAAUAUCUGUUCUCAGCACUUCACCAAAGACUGCUUCAAACGAGAGUGCAACAACAGAGUUUUGAAAGAAAAUGCAGUGCCUUCACUCUUUUGUUUAAGUAAAUUACAAAUCAAGUCAGAAUCCCUGGAGGACUCAUUCACACCUGAGAUGGACUUCCAUCUGACCCUCCCUCUCUCAGACUCGGAAGAGACCCAGGUUCUGGAGCCUCAGGGGCUGCAACCAGAGGAGACCGACGCUGCUGUGCCCCAGUUGAAGAACCCUGAUCUGCCCCACAGCAUGUCGGUCACCUGCGACCACAACUACACAGUGGAGGACUCUGUCCAGCAGAAGAAACGCAUCGAGCAGCUGGAGGAACAGCUGGACAAAUUGAGGAAGAAGCUUAAAACUUCUCAACAGAAGUGCCGUCGUCAAGAGCGUCAGUUGAAGAGACUCAAAGCUGUGGGAGAGUUCCAGAGAGCGAAGAGGGACUUGACACUGGGAGAGGGCUAUGUGAUCUUACCCAAGCAGCUGUAUGACGUUCUAAAAGGAAUUGACUCUAUCGAUGGCCUGUGAUUGGAAGAGCUCCAAUCUACCCUCUAAACAGAGAUGUUUGUUGUGUAGAAUGCAAUUCGUGUUUUUUUGUUGUUGUUGUUUUUUUUUUUUAUGGGUGUAAACCUCAGGUGAGAGCCCACUACUGUAUUUAUACACAAGGAAUGGGUUCACGAUAGCCUUUCGGCUUCCUCCCCAAUUGAUUGCAAUACAGUCCAAUUUGAUACAGUACCACAUGAUGCAACAGAUGCAAGCAAAUGAAAAGAAACUUUUGCCUUUGUACAUUUCCACUUAAAAUAAUUUCACUUCCCUCGGUUUGAUUUCUGCCUCAUUGACGAGUGACUUGUUGCCUUGUGACUCAUUGCAUCAUUACACCCCAGUGAGUUCAUAGGUUUUCUCUUUUCACAAUGUUGCUCAGUCAGAAGGGACGUGUUCUAUAGCUCAGCAUUUAGGGAAAACGGUAUGCAACUGUAUAAUACUGUAUAGUAACUAUAUACUUGACAAAGUUAUCAGGUUUGCAAUUGGCUCGCACUUUCUAUGAAUUCACCAACACUACAGUCAAACUCCUCUCGCAAAGCUGGAUGUCUCGAACACCAAAUUUGUGAAAAACUUAUUUAGCUCUGCUGCUGUUCUUGGUACUUGGUACACCUUAUAAUGACAAAUAUAGUACUGGAAUUGUAGCAAAUCACUGGUAGUAUAUAUGGUUUACCCAUUAUUUUGUCUACUUGUAAAGGAUUUACAAACCUAGCACUAAUUGAACUCUGAAGCUGAAUAUUUAAUCUUGAGAAGGCUAUUGGCAUAAAAUAAGGGAUUUGAUCCCAGAUGAACACAGUGCACUAGUUUUAUGUGUUUUAAAUCAAAGGAAGUUUGGGGGCUUUAACUGAAUUAUGUUGCAGAAGCCUGAGUUGUGUUAAUGAUAUCUUCCUCCAGAUCAACACAUUUGGAAAAUAAUUGAACUGGUGGUCAGUCAGUUUAGUCACUCGUUUGCAGUCCAGUUUAUAGGUGGGUGGUGGAGCAUGGAUACCUUUUGAAGAAAGUUUCAAAGGGCUGUUGGAUUAGGAUAUAUUUCAAAGCCAUAUUCAAAAAGGGAAAUCGACCUGGAACUAAUUGGUUUGUUUUUCAAACGCAGUUGCCUUAUGUUCCCAUGAUGCAAUCCCUUAUUGCCUAUCAAAUAAAAAUUGGAUUGGUUUCAAAGUAUGAUGAAUGAAUGCUACCUAGUAUCCUGACCACGUUGCAACUUGAUGUUUUCAACACCAUUAUCUGCAACAGUUGAUUUGUGCAAUUAUGGUUAUCUUGCUCACGCUGCCCUCAACCUACAUGAUGUAUCAAUUUUCUUCAAUAAAGGUAUACAUCUGUAGAACGACUGCAAAA